Messenger RNA from Physella acuta, 1802 nucleotides. Its product is annotated as sodium/glucose cotransporter 4-like. Gene Ontology annotation, biological process: transmembrane transport. Gene Ontology annotation, molecular function: D-glucose:sodium symporter activity. Lineage: Eukaryota; Metazoa; Mollusca; Gastropoda; Physidae. Gene Ontology annotation, cellular component: plasma membrane. The record is from RefSeq and is a predicted model, not a curated record.
AUGUACGUCUGGUUAUCUGUUGGUAUGUACGUCUGGUUAUCUGUUGGUAUGUACGUCUGGUUAUCUGUUGGCGGGCUGACAGCUGUCAUCUACACAGAUACACUACAAGCUGUUAUUUUACUUAUUGGAGCCACCAUCUUAGCCAUUAUUGUGCUGGUGGAUGUGGGUGGUUGGUACCAGUUUAUGGCCAAAUACGCUCACGCGGCGUCCAACCUGACGCUGAGUAGCCCAGGGAAUUACACGUGCGGACUGCCCAGACAGGACUACAAGCACAUCUGGAGAAACGCUGUGACAGGUGAUAUCCCGUGGACGGGGGCGGUCUUUGGACUGACUGUCAACGGUCUCAGGAACUGGUGCAUGGAUCAGAUCAUGGUCCAGCGUUGUCUGUCAGCUAAGAACAUCAGCCACAGUAAAGGGGGUUGUAUGUUUGCUGCAGUCCUCAAACUGUCACCUUUCUUCCUGUGGAUCAUACCUGGGAUGAUCAGCAGAAUAUAUUUUCCAGACGAGGUAGCCUGUUCCGACCCAGCGACCUGUAAAGCUGUCUGUGGGAAUGAAGCCGGAUGUUCCAACAUUGCUUAUCCCCUCUUGGUCCUCAGGAAAAUGCCCACAGGACUGAAGGGCAUCAUGCUUGCUGCCCUGCUGUCUGCCCUCAUGAGUUCGCUGACCUCCAUCUUCAACUCGGCCAGUUCCAUGUUCACAAUGGACAUCUGGACACGGUACAGGAGGAGAGCGUCACAGAAAGAGUUGAUGGUCGUUGGUCGAGUCUGUGUUCUGGUCCUGAUAGCGUUCAGUAUUGUGUGGAUUCCCGUCAUCCAGAGUGCUCAAGGAGGACAACUCUGGACAUAUUUACAAACCAUGGCUUCUUGUGUUUCUCCCCCUUUCUGCUGGGUGUUUUUGUUAGCCUUGUUUUGGAAGGGAACAACAGAACAAGGUGCCUUCUGGGGCCUGGUCAUCAGCACGUGCGUGGGUCUUGUCAGGAUGGUCUUGGAGUUCGUCUACCCGGCGCCCCUGUGUGGAAGUUUCGAGCCAGAUACCAGACCCCUGGUGCUGAGGAAAGUCCAUUUUUUUCACUUCGCCAUCAUCUUGUCCGGUGUCUCUAUUAUAAGCAUCGUGGGGAUCUCGCUAAUGACGAAGCCCAGACCGCCUGAAAAACUUCACCGUGUGACGUGGUGGACACGUAACGACACGACAGACCCGGAGGAUUCAGAAUCUGAAGUCGAAUCUGAAGCGGAAAAUGAAGAAAAGUCUCAGUCUAACACUAUAGAAACGUUAAACGAAUUAGCCGAGCCCAAGAGACGAAGCUUGAGGGUUUAUUUUUAUAACUGGAUCUGUGGCAUAGACGACACGCCCAAACCCAAGCUAACGGUGGAGGAGAAACUGAUCAUCAAGAAAAAAAUGAAAGACAUCGGCGAGGACCCUAGUUCGAGAAAGAUAACCGCGUUUGUUGCUGUUUUCGUAGCUGCCAUUACUACAUUUUUACUCGGAUUUUUCAACUAAAUAACGCAAAGACACUAUUUAUCAUGUUGAUAAAAAGUUUCGGUAAAACACUCGAGACAUUUAUGAUUGUUAUAAAUAUUUUGGUUUAUUUCUUUUGCCAUGUCCGUAACAUGAGAUAUUUAGAAUGACUCUCGGUUCAGAAAUGUUAAUAAUAGAAAUGUCUUUAUGUAUUGUAUUAUGUUUUAAAUUGUAUAUCUUACAUGUCUGUUCAUUGUUGGAUUUUUCUUUACUAAUUACUUAUUUUAAUUAAUGAUAUGUAUUGUAAAUAUGCUGAUAUAUAGUAUUUAACAAAUUAAAGCACAAAA